This is a messenger RNA of Mirounga angustirostris (Northern elephant seal), 3162 nucleotides long. It is a transcript of the gene LMX1A, whose product is annotated as LIM homeobox transcription factor 1 alpha. The transcript is spliced from 9 exons. Bases 662 to 1807 code for a protein of 381 amino acids. The record is from RefSeq and is a predicted model, not a curated record. Gene Ontology annotation, molecular function: RNA polymerase II transcription regulatory region sequence-specific DNA binding; DNA-binding transcription factor activity, RNA polymerase II-specific. NCBI's taxonomy places the organism in Eukaryota, Metazoa, Chordata, Mammalia, Carnivora, Phocidae. Gene Ontology annotation, biological process: neuron differentiation; regulation of transcription by RNA polymerase II. Gene Ontology annotation, cellular component: nucleus.
GCUGUCGCCUGCGGCGGCGGCGAGCGGCCGGGGACGCGGCGUGCGAGCGCCGGGGCCGGGGGCGCGGGGGGCCCGGGCGGCGACCCCGCCGGCGCGCCCCGAGGGAGCCCUUGCACGUGGAGGGGAGGAAACUUUGCGUGCCUGCGAGGCGGCCGCGGCGAGCUGGGCCGCGCAGCCGGGCCGGGAAAGGGAGCUCGGCGGCCGCUCCAGGGGCGCGUUCCCAGCCCGCCUCCCCGCGCACCCCACCCCUUCCCUCCGCCGCGCGCCGCGCCGCGGCCCCUGUCAGCAGCGGCCGGAUCCGCCCCGGCGCAGCAGGGCCCGACUCGCACCCACGACCCCGGGCCUCGGCGCUCCCUCCCGGCCUCGGAGAAGCCCCGGCCCUCCCCGCCCCCUCCCCGCCCGCCCCGAGGAAGCGACGCGGCCGGCCAGGACGCCCCGAGAAGGCCGGCCGCCCGCGGCCACGUCCCGGCCCGGCCCGGGCGCGCCGAGGAGCGGAGCCAGGGGCCGGCGCUCGCUCGGGCUCCCUCCCGGCCGCGCCGGCUGCAGCCUCGAGGGCCUACGCCUCUCCCGGCCGCAGCUCCCCGCGGCGCGCGGCCCCUUCCUCCCGCCCCUGCCGCGGGGAGCGAGCUCGCCCACCAGGUCCUCCCGGCCCGGCCCGAACAUGCUGGACGGCCUGAAGAUGGAGGAGAACUUCCAAAGCGCCAUCGAGACUUCGGCGUCCUUUUCCUCGCUGCUGGGCAGAGCGGUGAGCCCCAAGUCUGUCUGCGAGGGCUGUCAACGGGUCAUCUCGGACAGGUUUCUGCUGAGGCUCAACGACAGCUUCUGGCAUGAGCAGUGCGUGCAGUGCGCCUCCUGCAAAGAGCCCCUGGAGACCACCUGCUUCUACCGGGACAAGAAGCUCUACUGCAAGUAUGACUACGAGAAGCUGUUUGCGGUCAAAUGUGGGGGCUGCUUCGAGGCCAUUGCACCCAAUGAGUUCGUCAUGCGGGCCCAGAAGAGUGUGUACCACCUGAGCUGCUUCUGCUGCUGCGUCUGUGAGCGGCAGCUCCAGAAGGGCGACGAGUUUGUCCUGAAGGAGGGACAGUUGCUCUGCAAAGGGGACUAUGAGAAGGAGCGGGAGCUACUCAGCCUGGUGAGCCCAGCAGCGUCAGACUCAGGCAAAAGUGAUGAUGAAGAAAGUCUUUGCAAGUCAGCCAAUGGGGCAGGGAAAGGAGCUGCUGAAGAUGGCAAAGACCAUAAGCGUCCCAAACGUCCCAGAACCAUCUUGACAACCCAACAGAGGAGAGCAUUCAAGGCCUCAUUUGAAGUAUCCUCCAAGCCGUGCAGGAAGGUGAGGGAGACCCUGGCUGCAGAGACAGGGCUGAGUGUCCGUGUCGUCCAGGUGUGGUUCCAGAACCAGAGAGCUAAGAUGAAGAAGCUAGCCCGGAGGCAGCAGCAACAACAGGACCAGCAGAACACCCAGAGGCUGAGCUCCGCUCAGACAAAUGGCGGUGGGAAUGCUCCCAUGGAAGGGAUCAUGAACCCCUACACGGCUCUGCCCACCCCACAGCAGCUCCUGGCCAUCGAGCAGAGUGUCUACAGCUCAGACCCCUUCCGACAGGGCCUCACCCCACCCCAGAUGCCGGGAGACCACAUGCACCCGUAUGGUGCCGAGCCCCUCUUCCACGACCUGGAUAGUGACGACACCUCCCUCAGUAACCUGGGUGACUGUUUCCUAGCAACCUCAGAAGCCGGGCCCCUGCAGUCCCGGGUGGGAAACCCCAUCGACCACCUGUACUCCAUGCAGAAUUCUUACUUUACCUCUUGAGUCUUCCCCUCGAGUUCUGUGGCUGGGCUCCCACCGGAACAACCGUAUGACGUGAGGGGUCGGCCGACGUUAGGAUGGGGAGGCCAGGGGAGAGGUGGGUUGGGGAGGGAGUUUUGUCGGAUUGCUGUUGUAUAACGACCUGGUGUAGCUCGGCAUUUCCAAAGACUGAAUACAUAAUGGAUCGCAUAGUUUCAUGUUUCUGAUAAGUCUUAGCUUUAGGUAUGAAGAUGUGUUUAUCAUUAAGGACAGGGACUUUUAAUAUAGACAUUCUCAUGCAAACUAGGUACCUGGAGACUCCUAACAACUUCCUGCCAUUUUGGGGGAAGCUCUUGCCAAGAGGUGCAUAUGUCUACCCAUCCAUAUACCCAUAGACAGACAGACAGACAGAUAGAUGUGUGUGUGAGUGUGUAACCUUCCAUGCUUUAUCAUCAAAGUUUAUUCCUAAUUAUAACAGACACCAACUGUACAGCAAAAGUAACUUUAUUUUCAGUGUGAACUAUAUUUAAGGAAAUGCUUGAUGCACUUAAGUUAUAAAAUGAGAUAAUUUACUUUUAUAAACUUUAUUUUUAGUUCGAAGAGACUUGUCGGCAGGGCAGAGAGGACUGCAGCACCUGAGCCAAGAGCUUUGAGUGCUUGAGUGAAUUCUGUUUUCAAGAGUGUCAUCGAGGUCUGGAAAGCAGCUCCAGGUGGCUGACUGUACUCCUUCAUGGAUUCUUGCUCUCUUGGGGACUGAAUCACAGGGCUUGGGUGGGACAGAAAAAGCCUUGAGCGUGUUCUUAGAAAAGGUAAAGCCUAGACUCUUCAGCUUUCUUUUAAAUUCUGACGUGUAGUUGUGGGCAGCAAUAGGAAGGUCAGUUUUGCUCUUGAACUUCGGCAUCUGCAGGUGUGGGAUGAGGCUGACACUAUGUACCUACCUCACUGGGGGACGCCGAGGCUUCAUUCACCCCCAGGAUGCAUGAGCAGGGCUGAAACUAAUAGCCGAUAUUUGUUAAAAUACCAAACCAGUCACUUGGCUAAAGAGGCUAUGGGGGAGGGGGGGGGGCCGCACCCUGAGCCCUGAGGGCCACUCUGCCUGCCAGAGUCCCUUCUGCAAAGCCUCGGCUGGAGAGGCCAGCUCAGGGCAGCUCAGGGGGCCAGAGUCCUGCCAUGGGGAGGAGGCUGUCCCAAGGGGAUGGAGGAGGGCAUCGUGGUGUUAUAGACCAGGGGUUGACAAACUACGGCCCGCAGGCUGUGUUUUAUGGCCUGCCAGCUACGAAUGUUUUUUUACAUUUUUAAAGGGUUGUAAAAAAAAAAAAAAAAAAAAAAAAAGGACUAUGGGACAGAGUGUAUGUGGCCCCGAAAGCCUGAAGUAUUUA